Messenger RNA from Lymnaea stagnalis (great pond snail), 1717 nucleotides. The record is from the annotation of a GenBank genome assembly. Lineage: Eukaryota; Metazoa; Mollusca; Gastropoda; Lymnaeidae.
AAACACUUUCUCUGCCCCGCCGAUUUACCUGGAAGAUGUCCAGAUCAGUCCUUGUGUUGAUGGUGUCCAGGUCAGUUUUUGUGUUGAUGGUGUCCAGCUGUCUGGUUAUCAACGUUGCAUGGGCAGGUGAGUAGAACUGAGCAUACAAAUAAUUUUCCGGCACGGUAUUUAAUUUUCCAUAUAUAUAUGAAUCUGUCUCUGCCUUAACGAUAAAUAAGUUUGCCUACUAAAUGUGUAGUCGUGUUAAAAGAGAAGACAUCCCCGCUAUUAGCUUAAAAGUUAUAUUUUCAACAUUUGCGUUAAGAAUCUUUUAAUAUAUUAUUACCGCAAUAAAUAUUCUUGUUACAAGCCGCCCCCACCCCUGCCUCACUGUGCCGUUGAGUGAUGAACAAUUGUCUUUGUGCGAUCCUGGGGCGGCCUUUUCGGACAACUGCAAAUUAUUUAUUUUUUUCGUGGAGGGGAUUUUUUUUUUUUUGGGAGGUGGGGGGGGGUUGGGCAAUGAUUGGCCCUCUUCGGGGGGGACUAACCGUAGCUAAACCCCUGGCUCUUCUCCCUUUAUGCACCACUUGUUUCUCUCCCUGUAUACUUCACUAAACUGCAAAUUAUUUAUUUUUUUCGUGGAGGGGAUUUUUUUUUUUUGGGAGGUGGGGGGGGGUUGCGCAAUGAUUGGCCCUCAUCGGGCGGCACUAACCGUAGCUACACCCCUGGCUCUUCUCCCUUUAUGCACCACUUGUUUCUCUCCCUGUAUACAUCACUUGUUCCUCUCAUCAGCUUUUCUCCAGCUUUUCCUCUCUAUCUCUUACAAGCGUGUUGUUCUACCCAAUCUUUCCUCUUUCUCUACAAAAAUAAAGUUUCAGCUAAGGCCAGUAAAAAAAUAAAGAUAAUGAAUGUAGUUUAAGUUUACAAAUUGUUUGUGAAAUUUGUACAAUAUAAUAUUUUGUAAACCCCAAUUUUAUUUCACAGGUGAAAAUCCUUUUGGAGACUGCGUGGAUUAUUUUUACUGUAUAGAUGUGGAGUGCCCUUACGGGUUUGAAACGAAUGCUUUUGGCUGUUAUAGAAGGACAUGUAAAUGCAAACCACCACCAGUCUGCAAUUCCGUCUACUGUCCGAAUUUAAACUGUCCAUAUGGUCUGGCUACUGACGUCAAUGGCUGCCCAAUUUGUCAGUGUAACCCACCAGUCUGCAAUCCCGUUUACUGUCCGAACUUAAACUGUCCAUACGGUCAGGCUGCUGACGCCAGUGGCUGCCCAAUUUGUCAGUGUAACCCACCAGUCUGCAAUCCCGUCAACUGCCCGAACUUAAACUGUCCAUAUGGUCAGGCUACUGACGCCAAUGGCUGCCCAAUUUGUCAGUGUAACCCACCAGUCUGCAAUCCCGUCAACUGCCCGAACUUAAACUGUCCAUACGGUCAGGCUGCUGACGUCAAUGGCUGCCCCAUUUGUCAGUGCAUAGUAUGUCAGACGGUUAAUUGUCAAUGUCAAUAUCAGACCAUCUGGAGCACGGGCCCCAAUGGUUGCCCGAGAUGCAUUUGUCGAAAUGGGCCGUACGACGUUUAUAUACCAUGAUGAAGCGAUACUUUUUAAGAAGUAUAAUACCCCGUACCUUACAGUACAUAAUAAUAUAAGGUUUGUGACGAUGUAGAAUUUGAACAGAAUAUACAUGUAAGUGAUUAUGUGGACUCUGUAGUAAAAUAAUCGUUUAAACUUACAGGUUUCAA